ACCGAAAAGAUGUCGUUUGGCAACAACUCUACUCCAGCUUACCAUGCUGCUACUAUCGGCAUCCACGGCGAUGACUGGUUAAAUAAAGAAUCAGAUGUCGCGCCCUCCCUUCACGUCUCUACUACUUUCCGUUAUACACGAAACCCGGACGAAUUGGUACCAGAACACGAAGCCGGACAGCCUGAGUCAACAGACUUUCCGCCGAUCUACAGCCGCGAAUCUGCGCCCAACACGACACGCUUCGAAGCACUGCUGUCACAAUUGCUUAAUGGCCGUGCCAUCACUUAUUCUUCCGGCCUUGGGGCCUUCAACGCGAUGAUGGUGUACCUGCGGCCCAACGUCGUUGCUAUUGGUCACGACAAACUGAGCGGCUACCAUGGUUGCCACGGUGUGCUAGCGCUGCACACUAAAAUGUACGGACUUAAACUGGCCGAUCUCCACAACGAGUCAACCUGGGACGAGCUUGGAUUAGGCAAAGGUGACGUUGUACACGUUGAGACGCCACUCAAUCCAUCCGGAGAAGCCUACAAUAUUGCGGCUUUCGUCGAAAAGGCACACAGGCGCGGCGCCUAUCUGUCUGUCGACUCCACUCUUGCACCACCAGGCCUACAGGAUCCCUUCGCUUUUGGCGCCGAUGUCGUCAUGCACAGCGGAACAAAAUACAUCGGCGGCCACAGUGACUUACUAUGCGGUGUCCUGGCCGUGCAGCGCGAAGACUGGUUCUGGGGCCUUUGGCAUGAGCGCAGCUGUCUCGGGAGCGUCAUGGGGAACAUGGAGAGCUGGUUGGGAAUCCGCAGCCUGCGUACUCUCGACUUACGCGUCCGCACUCAGAGCUUCAAUGUCGAGCGUCUCGUCAGUUGGUUGUAUGAGAACAUGAACUCUGGUGCGACGAGUAGUGAUCCGAAGGCUCGUCUUGUUGCUGAGUUGGUAGACAAGGUCUCCCAUGCGAGCCUGCAGACCGAGGAUCUUGAACAGGGGUGGCUGCGCAAGCAGAUGCCCAACGGUUUCAAUCCUGUGUUCUCGCUAUGGAUGAAAACGGAACAGGAUGCUCGUCGGCUUCCCAGCAAGCUCCUUCUUUUUCACCAUGCUACGAGUUUGGGUGGCAUUGAAAGCUUGGUUGAGUGGCGCCGGAUGAGUGAUCAAAAUGUUGACGCGACACUGCUGCGGUUUUCAAUCGGCGCUGAACGCUGGGAGGAUUUGAGAGACGAUUUAGCCAAGGGUUUCAGGGAGCUAACAGAAGAGAAAGGUAGCAACGAGAAGUAGAAGGUCAAGAAGUACGAUUGCAUUCUCUUAUUUAGUACCGUUCAAGGACUAGAUAAAUAGGCUUUAUUGGUUGAAUAUGUUAUGUUACUGGACAGUCAGAAGAAAU
Aplosporella prunicola CBS 121167 is the source of this 1369-nucleotide messenger RNA. RefSeq lists its product as uncharacterized. Gene Ontology annotation, biological process: transsulfuration. Gene Ontology annotation, cellular component: cytoplasm. The coding region runs from base 10 to 1263 and encodes 417 amino acids. The transcript has a single exon. Gene Ontology annotation, molecular function: pyridoxal phosphate binding; carbon-sulfur lyase activity. The record is from RefSeq and is a predicted model, not a curated record. NCBI's taxonomy places the organism in Eukaryota, Fungi, Ascomycota, Dothideomycetes, Botryosphaeriales, Aplosporellaceae.